GCAGCCCCUACUACAACAACUGCUGUUCUAACGACCACAGUGACUGCAGCACCUUCUACAAUAACGACAACUUCAGCUCCUACGACAACCACAACAACAGCACCUCCAACAACUGUAGCUCCCACGACAACUGCAGCUCUUACAACAGCUUUAGCAUCUACGACAACCACUGCAGCCCUGACAACAACAACUGCUGUUCCUACGACCACUACAACUCCAGAACCUAUUACGACAACCACUGCAACUCCUAAUACAACAUCUGCUGUUCUAACGACCACAGUGACUGCAGCACCUUCUACAACAACGACAACUUCAGCUCCUACGACAACCACAAAAAUAGCACCUACUACAAAACCUGCAGUUCCUACAACUGUAGCUCCCACGACCACUCCACCUGCUGUACUUACUACAACAAUCACAACUACAGCUCCUGAUACAACAACUGUAACUUCUACGUCAACCACAGCAGCUGCAUCUACGACAACCACAUCACUCCAGAACCUAUUACGCUCUUACAACAGCUUUAGCAUCUACGACAACCACUGCAGCCUUGACAAAAACAACUGCUGUUCCUACGACCACUACAGCUCCAGAACCUAUUACGACAACCACUGCAACUCCUACUACCACAUCUGCUGUUCUAACAACCACAGUGACUGCAGCACCUUCUACAACAACGACAACUUCAGCUCCUACGACAACCACAACAAUAGCACCUACUACAAAACCUGCAGUUCCUACAACUGUAGCUCCCACGACCAAUCCACCUGCUGUACUUACUACAACAAUCACAACUACAGCUCCUGA
Oncorhynchus masou masou (cherry salmon) is the source of this 807-nucleotide messenger RNA. Its product is annotated as integumentary mucin C.1-like. The annotation marks the transcript as partial. Lineage: Eukaryota; Metazoa; Chordata; Actinopteri; Salmoniformes; Salmonidae. The record is from RefSeq and is a predicted model, not a curated record. The transcript is spliced from 3 exons.